Molecule: messenger RNA, 519 nt
Organism: Leptopilina heterotoma
Lineage: Eukaryota; Metazoa; Arthropoda; Insecta; Hymenoptera; Figitidae
Exons: 2
Coding region: 62-406 (114 amino acids)
Source: RefSeq, a predicted model, not a curated record
GGAAUCAAAGAUUCCAUAUUCCACAAUACUAAAAUAUUUUUUACAAAAUUUUCCAUUUUAAAUGGAUUUGGAAACACUAACGAAUUUUUUCAAUGGCAUUGAAACGUGUUAUCAUAGUCAGCGCAUGCUCUUACGUAAAAAUUCGACAAUACUUGAUAGUAGUGACUACAAUCAGAAAGUUAGCAUCCCUGUAAAAAAAGCAGGAUUGUGCGACUAUGCGGUGAACGACAUAUUUAGAUUGGGAAAAAAAUCAGAAAAUCAAAUACGUCCAGUUUUGAUCAAAUUCACAGGCACGAGAUGGUUAAAACUUAUCUUUACCAAUAUAAAGUACUUUAAAUCCUUAAAAUUAGUAGUCACGAAUGAUUACUCUAAAGAAGAGAGGCAUGAGAGAAAAAUUUUAAAAUAAAAAAUUCAAUUACUCAAGGAACGAAAAUUUGAUGCCAUAUUAAAAAACAACAAAAUUUUCAUCGAUGGAAAGCAAGCUCAAUGGGAAGAGAUCGAGUCUGGAUAAUAGAUCAU